CCAAUUAAUACCCAGAAUGCUUACCCUCUCAUAGUUACUACGUAAGUAAGAUCAUCUUCAUUGACAAUGGCUGAGCAAGAUCGCUUCGGUGGUUGGUUUGGUGGGAACAAAGCCGAUAAAGUACAAGAAAAGGCACAGCAAGCCAUUCCCAAAACCUCUGGUGCUGAGCAGGACAGAUAUGAACGUUCCUUUGGUGGCGACAAGCUAUCUUCUACCAGUCAAAUUAACGAAAGUCUCCCUCAAGUAUCGGGGGCUGAGCAGGAUCGAUACGGCCGCUGGUUUGGCGGAGACAAGCUUGGCGACAUUGAGAAGCAGCUUCCAAAAACCUCAGGAGCUGAGCAAGAUAGAUAUGAACAUUGGUUUGGUGGCCACAAACUUCCCACUAGACUUGACAUCGAGAAGAGACUUCCUAGGACUUCGGGAGCUGAGCAAGAUAGGUAUGAGCGUUGGUUCGGUAGACACGACGGGCCGCCUGCUACACAACUAAAGGGGAGCCUGCCUACGGGAUCUGGUGCAGAACAAGACCGUUACGGAGCCCACUUCGCGUCCAACCGCCAAGCCAAUGUCAGAUUUGUUGGCACGACCUCGACACUAGGCCUUGUUCAACAUGCAAUUCUUCCCUCCUUUGGAUUCCAUGGCGGUCUCAGCAUCAUUGCCUAUGGCGUAGGCCGUUACACUGACACUGUCGCAGCCAAAGAUUGGCUGUGGCCCAGCGGACAGGUCGCCAAUGCAUGGUGGAGUGCCAUCGGUGCUCCCGUCGUAUACGAAGGACUAUCCCUCUCGGAAGCAUGGGAUGCCCUAUCGUAUAACCAGAAGCUUCUCCUUGUCGGGGUCAGUGCUUGGGGUAUUCGCCUGUUUUACCGUGUUGCAUCGCGCACCCUUCGACGUGGCAAAGAUGACCCUCGUUACGAAACAUCAGCUAGAAAGAAACCGGAUUUCUGGAACAAGGCAUUCUUUACCAUGUUUCUCCCGGAAGCUCUCAUCCAGACGUUGAUCUCUCUACCUUUCACAUUGCCAUUCCGAGCUCCGAUUGCCAGUGCCCUAGCUGCGCCGUUCCCCGAAGCUAUUACCAUUUCUCAUAGCCUUGCUAUUUUCCUCUUCACGGCCGGGUAUUCCCUAGAAGCUCUAGCCGAUUCUCAACUGGAAGCCCACAGCCGUACUGCGAGUGCUGAACUCAAUCGUGAGGGCGUAUGGAGUAUUGUCCGCCAUCCAAACUACCUUGGUGAUGCUCUGUGCCAUUUAUCUUUCCCACUGCUCCUCUACAGUGCCGGACAACUCCACCCACUCACAAUCGUUGGACCCAUCGCCAACUACAUCUUCCUCCGUUUUAUUGGAGGAGAUAAGGAAAACGAGGAGAAUCAAGAAAAGCGCUACUCCAAAGGAAACCCUGUGAAGUACCAAGAGCUCCAACAAUACAAGCAGUCCAAGAACAGCUUUUGGCCCGGUUUGGGUGAAGUGAGUAAUAAGUGGGUAUGGGCCAUCGCCACAGCGGGGCUUGGCGGUGUCGUUCUCGAACGAUCCCUAAACAGUCUCCUAAGAUCUUAAAAUCGUAUUAUAGGUACGGAAGCCACAAAACCUCGUUUCUCUGUAUUCGUAUUUGUACUGCUACCCUUAUUCCAUAAAUACCUACCUUAGGGACCUACCUAGGUAGUUACCUAAUUAAAACAUUCCAGUUUACGUCCUUUGAAAUGCACGUACCUAG
Annulohypoxylon maeteangense is the source of this 1702-nucleotide messenger RNA. RefSeq names its product DUF1295-domain-containing protein. The transcript is spliced from 2 exons. Gene Ontology annotation, cellular component: membrane. Bases 67 to 1545 code for a protein of 492 amino acids. The record is from RefSeq and is a predicted model, not a curated record. Lineage: Eukaryota; Fungi; Ascomycota; Sordariomycetes; Xylariales; Hypoxylaceae.